Messenger RNA from Vicia villosa (hairy vetch), 490 nucleotides. RefSeq lists its product as uncharacterized. The coding region runs from base 69 to 320 and encodes 83 amino acids. The record is from RefSeq and is a predicted model, not a curated record. The transcript has a single exon. NCBI's taxonomy places the organism in Eukaryota, Viridiplantae, Streptophyta, Magnoliopsida, Fabales, Fabaceae.
AACAAACAUCAACACAAAACUAAGCAUUAUAUACCAAUUGAGAGAGAGAUCAUAUCAUAUAUUAUAAGAUGGCUGGUUUAUUGAGAAACAUCUUUGGUGGGAAUGAUGGUGGAAACAAUGGAACUGUUGAUGCAUUUAACAACACUUGCGGCCAUCAAGAUUUCGAUGAGGCUGAAUUCAAAACUGGUGCAACAGUUACCAAUGGAGGUUACACUAGCCACCGUAACAACGGAACGAAAAAUGCAUUCAACAAUUCAUUUGGAGGAACUCAGAAAUUCGGAAAGGCCAAAUUCGAUACCGGAGCCAGGAUUGGAAACUAAAUUAUUACUAGAAGCUUUCAGGAGCUUCCCAAACAUACAUAUAUAUACAUAUAAUAUGUAUGUGUGUGUGUUUAUGGGUAAUAAAAGUAAUAAAAUAAUGUGUAUCUUGUGUGAACUGUGUUUGUGUGUAGUAAAUAAAAAAUAAUAAUUAAACUAAUAAUGUUUACAUA